GGUACAAUACAAUACCCUGAAAAUCAUCCGGCGCUCUGAAUGCCGUAACCAUUCAAACGAACUACAAGCACGCACCGAACGACACAAUACCACGCACCAUGGCGCCAAACGAAGACCAGCGGUACGAUCCCGUGCCGCCAAUACCGACGUACGAUGAAGCCGUUGCCGGGGGCAGCGCCUGGCACCGCGAGUCUGCGCGAUCCCCUGUCGAUAACUCCCAAGCAGAGGCAGGAGAGGGCCAAUCGCUGCUAACAAGCUCCCGACAUGCUUUCGAGUCCGCCACCCCGAAUGCCGCGCGAGGCCGGCGACCCCGUGGCUACCGGCCGCCCACCGUCGAGACCGACGACGAGAGUAGUCUGUUCAGCUCAGAUUCGGAAUCCGACUCGGGCGACGAGCGCGAGGCGGAGCAAGUGCGCAGAGAGAUGCAGGAGCUGGAGAUCGACGACUCCGACCUGAACUCGCAGAACCGGGGUUCCUCGUGGGGGAAGCGCAUCGGGCUGUCGCUGUCGCUACCGCAGUGGCGCUGGAGGUGGAGGUGGCGAUUACCAAGCCUGCGACGAAGAGCAGACGGCGGGAAUGCGGGCGACACUCGGGGCACGGCAACGGCACCGGCGGCGGAGGGUCAGGCGGCCGAGCCGUGGUUCGCGCGGCCGAGUUCGCUCCCCAAGUUCGGGAGCGCCGCGCUCCUCCUGCUGGUGGCGCGGAUGCUGGUUGCUAUCCUCGUCCUGGGGCUUCUCUACGCGCUAUUCGCGAGCGACCUGUUCACGAACAUGGCGCGGAGGAUGGGGAGUCAGAUGUUUGACCCCGAGAGCGUGCGGAUAAACGUCCAGAGCAGUGUGGAUCCGAGGAGGAUACGGGAUCACCUGAAGCACUUCACCAGUUACGCCCAUCUUGCGGGGACCGAGGGUGACUACGCGCUGAUGGAGGAUACCGAGAUGUUGUUCAGGGAGUACGGGUUGGAAGAUGUCACGCGGGACGUGUACCAUGUCUAUCUGAACUAUCCGAAGGCUGGAGGGAGGGCGGUGGAGAUCCUGGGGCAGGACGGCAAGGCCAUCUGGUCGGCCAAGUUAGAAGAGGAGGAAGUAGGGGCCAAGACGGCAGGGCAUCAGACCUAUGUGUUUCAUGGCCAUUCAAAGUCGGGCGACGUCAAGGGUCCGUUGGUGUACGCCAACCACGGCUCGAGAGACGACUUUGAUAGGCUCAAAGACUUGGAUAUUCGUGGAGCGAUUGCCUUGGUGAGGCACCACGAAUCGCAAGGCGACCCGGCGAUGAAGGUCAAGGCUGCCGAGAUGGCAGGAUUCGCGGGCUGCAUCAUCUACAGCGACCCCGCGAAUGACGCGUUCCGGCAAGCUCCCAUAGGACCUGAUGGGCCGUUUAUGCCGGCCGACGCCGUACGGAGGGGGACUGUGAGCUUGAUGCGCUGGGUGGUUGGCGAUGUUCUGACGCCUGGCUGGGGCAGCAAGGAGCAUCUGCCGCGCAUGACGCUUGACCAGACGAAAGGCCUUGUCAAGAUCCCGAGUCUUCCGCUGGCCUGGCGCGACGCCCAGGUCCUGCUCCAGCACCUGAAGGGCUUCGGGCAGCAGGUUCCGGAGGGGUGGCAAGGCGGAGUUCCCGAGGUCGAUGAGUGGUGGACUGGCAACGGCUCCUCGCCCAUCGUGCGCUUGAGGAACGAGCAGGAUGAAGUUCUGAAGCAGCCGAUUUGGAACGUGUACGGCAGGAUCUAUGGCAUCGAACAAGGGGAGAAGAAGGUCAUAAUUGGCAACCACCGCGACUCCUGGGCUUUCGGGGCUGCAGAUCCUCACUCGGGAACAGCGGUCAUGCUCGAAAUCAUCCGGGUCUUUGGUGCCUUGGUCUCGCGCGGAUGGCGGCCCCUGCGCACCAUCGAGUUUGCGUCGUGGGAUGGCGAGGCGUACAACCUCAUAGGGUCGACCGAGUACGUCGAGCAGUACGAGGACGAACUGCGCAAAGACGCGCUCGCCUACAUCAACCUCGACAGGGCUGUGACAGGCGACACCUUCCAUGCCGCCGGGUCGCCUGUCUUCCGCAAGCUGCUCCUCCAGGUUCUGAACCGGGUCUCUGAUCCGCACUUUAACAAGACAUUGCGCGAACGCUGGGACCGCCGAACCGCCGACUUGGAAGGGCUCGGUGCCGGUUCGGACUACGUCGCCUUCCAGGACAUCGUCGGCACCUCGUCGCUCGACCUGUACUUCGACGGUAAGGAGACGCCGUUAUAUUCGAGCUACGACAAUUUCGAGUGGAUGGAGCACUUUGGCGAUCCAGGUUAUGUUUACCACAACCUCCUCGGCCAAGUCCUUGGCCUGCUGAUCCUGGAACUUGCCGACCGCCCCAUCAUGCCGUUUGACAUGCCCGCCUAUGCCGACAACCUGUCUCGCUGGGUCAAGGACCUCGAGUCCUGGACCAAAACCAGAGGCGCGGACAAGGCCGCCGGGGACAAACCUUUCUCGCUCGACUCCCUCAAGAGUGCGGUCGACGAGGUGGUCAAGUUGAUCCGCGAGUUCUCCAGGUGGGAGCAAAGCUGGGAGAACAGCGUGCUUGCCGCCAGCGGGUGGGAGCCGGCGGGGCUGGGGAGACGGAGAUGCGAGUAUAACGCGCGCAUGGCGACCUUCGAAAGCGACCUGUUAGACAGUGCCGGGAUCCCCAACCGCACGCAGUUUAAACAUGUCAUCUUCGGCCCGCAGCUCUGGUCCGAUGACGACACCGACGAUACCAACGCCUAUUUCCCCUCGAUCCGGGACACUGUGAUGUCCGGCAACUGGACCCUGGCUCAGCAGACGGUAGAUGAAGUUGCAAGCAUCCUCAGGCAGGCGGCCGCUAACCUGGUGAAAUGACACCAACUUUCUGCACUUACAUUCUUUCAUUUCUGUCUUCGUGUUUCUUUCUACCAUUACCUUGUCCAUCACGGAUUGUAUAAAG
Messenger RNA from Chaetomium strumarium, 2934 nucleotides. RefSeq lists its product as uncharacterized. Lineage: Eukaryota; Fungi; Ascomycota; Sordariomycetes; Sordariales; Chaetomiaceae. The transcript is spliced from 2 exons. Gene Ontology annotation, molecular function: carboxypeptidase activity. The record is from RefSeq and is a predicted model, not a curated record. The coding region runs from base 99 to 2849 and encodes 916 amino acids.